Linum trigynum is the source of this 3352-nucleotide messenger RNA. The record is from the annotation of a GenBank genome assembly. NCBI's taxonomy places the organism in Eukaryota, Viridiplantae, Streptophyta, Magnoliopsida, Malpighiales, Linaceae.
CUCAGGUCGGUUUCUCUCACUAAGCUCUAGCUCUUCACUUAUCUCUCUAGAAUUAGCACUGACUUGAUCGUUGGAGUGCUAACGGGUGGCUCCAGCCCUCUAGGCGCUAGUUUUGCAGGGUCUGGGCGCCUGAGGUGAAGUGGAUAGGGCGGACAGGGUGCGCGUGGUGAGGUGAAGUAUCCGUGGUGAGGUGAAGUAUCCGGGCAUCAACAAUUGGCGCGCCAGAUAGGGAGCGCGGACCUGAGAGGGCGUAGGCAGAUGGAAGACCUGAAUGAGGGAAAUGCGAGCGCUGAUGACGCGAGAACGGAGGACUCCAGUCAUGAGGGUAGCGGGCAACGAUCUAGCCCAGUGGUGAGCAUGGAGGUAGAGGAAGAAAGCCGUGAGCGCCCAUCUGUAGAGAGUGACUCGUUGUCAAAGAGGGAGCUGUUUAAGAUCAUCGCGGACCAGGACAAGGCAAUAGCUAUGCUUCGGAGGGAAUUGGAAGGAGGGAGGAGCGCCGAUACGAGAGAAUAUAGCCCCCCGGUAAGGAAGCGUGAUAGGCUCGUGGAUGAUUCGAAAGUUAGUGAGUAUGGGCGCCCGUACUAUGAAGGGCAGCAUGUGGAAGUUACACCACCUAGGCGUCCGGCUGUGUGGAGAGCGCCUGGAGAGUUGGCCACCUCGGGGCCAGAAGAGCAAUUGCAAUGGACGCCUAGACGCCAGACCAGGCGCUUCGGGAUCAGGCAACCUCUAGCGCAGAGUGUCUUGAUGGAACCAGCGGGAACUACCCUCCCGCCUCUGACCAGCUAUGAUGGGGUCACUGACCCGGAGGAUAAUUUGAAUAGCUAUUUUACGAAGAUGCAGCUGUAUAAUAGCACGGACGCCACGCUGUGCAAGGUGUUCCCCUCGACGUUUGCGGGAGUAGUUUUAGACUGGUACCAUCAGUUAGAGGAAGGGCGCAUAGAGUGCUUUGAACAGUUCGCGGAAUUGUUCUUGUCCAAAUUUGCUAGCCGAAAGCGUCGGACACUGACUAGAGGCGCCUUGUUUAAAAUCAAGCAGAAGGACGGAGAGGCGCUUAGAGAGUUCUACGACCGGUGGAUUUCGGUCGCCAUGGCCGUGAAGGAUGUGCAACCGCCCGUCAUGGGUGUAUGUCUGGAGGAGUGCACGAAUAGUGAGGAGUUAUGCCGGGUGUUGUCCAAGAGGGCUGUAGUUUCAACGGAAGACUUGGACCGAAGGGUUCAGAAGGUUAUUGCCUUGGAGGAGACGUUGGCUGCAAGAAGAGCAGAGAAGAGGCGCGUGGGCAGGGAAGAGAUCGAAGUGCGCCAGAUUCCUAGGCCAUUUAUUGUGAACAAUGCGCCGCAGAGAAGAAUGGAGAGUCAGCGCCCUCUGCCCAGGAGUGCGGGAAAUUUUACGGAGUACAACGAUUCCUUAAAGAACAUUCUGCAAUACGUGAAGGAUAGAGGGUACCAUGUGCGUUGGCAGGGACCCAUGCGUGGGCAACCAAAUGAGCGAAAUCUUGACCGAUACUGCAACUUCCAUCGAGAUAAAGGGCACCAUACGGCCGAUUGCUACCAACUAAAAUCAGAGCUGCAGACUCUAUCCGAUCGAGGGAUGCUCAAUGACUUUAUAAAAAAAACAGACGAGCGGACUCACCGUGCUUAUGUCACAAGGGAAACAAGGCAGGCGCCUGGUGUUCCCAUCCUCCCCACGGUGCAACAGGCGCCUGAGGUUCACCCACCCCCACUUGAGAUACCCCCGCCUCCGUUCGAGGUGAAUCAAGAGGGAGAACCCAGCCGAGUUGGACUCACAGUGGAAUCCAUAACCGGUACAAUCGACUUGCGAGAUAAGUUGGAUCGUGCAAGGCGCCUCAGGUCCGCGUCGGUGGAGGCAAAGGCGGCGGUCCAAAUAUGCUUUAAUCAGGAGGCGGACGAGGCAUGUCAAGUGCCUUCGGAGGAGGCUUUGGAGAUACAGGGAAUCAUUGCAGGAUGCAAGGUCAAGAGGAUGUUGGUAGAUACGGGAAGCUCGAUGGAUGUAUUGUUCAAAAGCACAUUUGAGCGCAUGCAGUUAGCGCCAGAGUUGGUGAGCCCUUCUGAUUCAGUACUGAUAGGGUUCUCGGGGGCGCCUGCCCAUGUGAUAGGGCGUGUGCGUCUCCCGGUUACGUUGGGUGAUGGGACGCAUCGAGUAACACAUGCAGUGGAGUUUGGGAUAGUAGAUUGCCCCUCACCGUACAAUGUCAUACUAGGAAGGCCCCUUUUGGCGUUGUUCAAUGGGGUGGCCUCAACUUGUCACCAAACGUUGAAGUUUGUUGCCCCACAAGGCAUAGGAAUCUCAAGAGGAGAAAGCGUCCCCCGUUACGCGCGAGAGGAAGAAUGGAGGAAGAAAGGUGCCCGGAGGCACAGGGUGAACAACAUAGAUAUUCGCCCGGAGGAAGCACCUAGAGCAGAGCCUGUAGAUGAUGAGUUCAGUGUGUCGAUCGAUGAAGGGCGCCUCGACCGACAGGUACGGGUGUCAGCUCAGGCGUCGGAGCACAUGAGGGCGCCCUUGAUCAAUUUGUUAAGGGAAUUUGGGGAGCUUUUUGCGUGGAGCCCCCAGGACAUGCCGGGAGUGUCUCCAGACGUGGCGGCGCAUAGAUUGGCCGUCGAAGAGGGUAAGAGACCUGUUCAACAGAAGCGAAGAAAUUUGACUCAAGAGAAGGAAGAAGCCCUGCGGAAGGAGGUCGAUAAAUUGCUCGAGGCCGGAUUCGUUGAAGAGGCCAGGUAUAUCACUUGGCUGUCGAAUGUUGUGUUCGUCCUAAAGCCGUCGGGGGAUUGGAGGAUGUGCGUGGACUUCACCAACCUUAAUCGGGCGUGCCUAACGGACGCCUACCCAAUGCCGCGCAUUGAUCUGCUUGUGGACGCCACAGCCUAUCAUGAGGCGCUUAGCUUCCUUGACAUGUUUUCAGGGUAUCAUCAAAUUCCCAUGGUAGAGGAGGAUAGAGCAAAGACCGCCUUUAUGACCCCUUUUGGCAACUUCUGUUAUAGAGUGAUGGCAUUUGGUUUGAAGAAUGCAGGCGCCACUUAUCAGCGCAUGGUGAAUCAAAUCUUUCGUGGGCAGUUGGGAAGGAACGUCGAGGCCUAUGUCGACGAUUUGAUCGUGAAAAGCAAGCCUUGGGGCGUUUUUUUGGUAGAAGUAGAGCAAAGCGCCUGAAUGCGCCCGUAGUUAAGCGCCCUUUAGCGCCCGGGAUAUUUAAAGCGCCCGGAUAUAUAUUUAUGUAAAGCUCCCUUCAGCGCCCGGAAUUAUUUAUGUAAAGCGCCCUUCAGCGCCCGGGAUACUUAAAGCGCCCGGAAAUAGCGCCCCAAGGUUGUUUUUGAAAUCGGAAUAUAUAUAUAUACAUAGA